Artibeus jamaicensis (Jamaican fruit-eating bat) is the source of this 1273-nucleotide messenger RNA. RefSeq names its product MYG1 exonuclease (gene MYG1). The record is from RefSeq and is a predicted model, not a curated record. NCBI's taxonomy places the organism in Eukaryota, Metazoa, Chordata, Mammalia, Chiroptera, Phyllostomidae. The coding region runs from base 36 to 1166 and encodes 376 amino acids. Gene Ontology annotation, cellular component: cytoplasm; nucleus. The transcript is spliced from 8 exons.
CGCCCCCACCCCCACACUUGCGCGGGAGAAGCUGCAUGGGCUGUCCCUUCCUGCGGGGUCUCCUACCUGUGCUGUUGCCGCCGCCGUCCGUCUGUGUCCGGCACUGCCUGUUCAGCCUGGAAUCCAUCCAGCCCCCAAAAAGAGCACGCAGCAGCCUCAUGGCACCACCUCGAAUCGGGACACACAACGGCACCUUCCACUGCGACGAGGUCCUGGCAUGCUCAUUGCUCCGCCUCCUGCCUGAGUACCGGGAUGCAGAAAUUGUGAGGACCCGCGACCCCGAAAAACUGGCUUCUUGCGACAUCGUGGUGGACGUGGGUGGCGAGUACGACCCUCAAAGACACCGAUAUGACCACCACCAGAGGUCUUUCACAGAGACCAUGAGCUCGCUGUUUCCUGGGAAGCCCUGGCAGACCAAGCUGAGCAGUGCGGGACUCAUCUAUCUGCACUUUGGGCACAAGCUGCUGGCCCAGUUGCUGGGCACUAGUGAAGAGGACAGCAUGGUGGGCACCCUGUAUGACAAGAUGUAUGAGAACUUUGUGGAGGAGGUGGAUGCAGUAGACAAUGGGAUCUCCCAGUGGGAGGAGGGAGAGCCUCGAUAUGCAGUGACCACUACACUGAGUGCGCGGGUCGCCCGCCUUAAUCCCACCUGGAACCAGCACAACCAAGACACAGAGGCUGGGUUCAAGCGCGCAAUGGAUCUGGUUCGAGAGGAAUUUCUGCAGAGACUACACUUCUACCAGUACAGCUGGCUGCCAGCCCGGGCCUUGGUAGAAGAGGCCCUGGCCCAGCGAUUCCAGGCAGACCCAAGUGGGGAGAUAAUAGAACUGGCAAAAGGUGGAUGCCCCUGGAAAGAGCACCUCUAUCACCUGGAAUCUCUACUGUCACCCCCAGUGACCAUCACCUUUGUUAUCUACACUGACCAGGCUGGACAGUGGCGGGUACAGUGUGUGCCCAAGGAGCUCCAUUCAUUCCAGAGUAGGCUGCCCCUCCCAGAGUCAUGGCGAGGUCUUCGGGAUGAGGCUCUAGACCGGGUCAGUGGAAUUCCUGGCUGCAUCUUUGUUCAUGCCAGUGGCUUCAUUGGUGGACACCACACCCGAGAGGGUGCCUUGAGCAUGGCCCGUGCCACGCUGGCCCAGCGCCCAGCAUUCCCAGGGUCACAUUAAAGAAUAGGAAUGGGGACAGAAGGUCCUUCCUGCUGGGAGUUCCAGGGGCCGAGUGCCUUUCUCCAGGCCAUCCUUGCCCACCCUCUGUCCUCCCACUUACCGAAAGA